GAACUACACCACACGCUCCAGACGGGCCAGCCGUGUAGGCCCCGCUCUCACGACAAGGGCUGAGGACGAAGACGAGUCACCGUGGUCUACGGCUAACCUCGAGUAUUCGCAUUUCGACGAAUGGCUGGAGUUGGCAGUCACAGGAUACUCCACUCGGGAUACUCGAGGUGUUGAGUGCGCAACGAUAGGUCUUCCGUGGCACCCUGCCUGCUGGGUUGCCUCCGAAGCUCCCGCAUAA
Molecule: messenger RNA, 238 nt
Organism: Eimeria acervulina
Lineage: Eukaryota; Apicomplexa; Conoidasida; Eucoccidiorida; Eimeriidae
Exons: 1
Source: RefSeq, a predicted model, not a curated record